UCCACUGGGUGACUCUUGGCUUCUACCGGAUGAAGAAUGUGAGAUCCCUGCCGCUUUGAGUUUCUCACUACUGUUUGCUCUCGCUCGUUUUUUCUACUCCAACUGGUCUUCUGGAGUCCGGCUUGACGGAAUUAAGACGCGGAUCCUUGAUCGAGCAUUCUCGAUUUCUGAUAUCUGGGAACGAGUAGAUUCCUGUUUCUUUGCCUGGUACACUUCUGCCGGUGGCCGUGGGUUGUGAUAUAGAAUUGGGGCUGAAGUCUGUUUCCAGCAGGAUGCCCUUUUACUUCAAUUUCUGCUACUCCGUCUCUGUAGGAUGGCGUUUAGUCACCUAUCUCCGUCUAGUUUUCUGCACUCCAUCGUCUUCUUGGUUUGGAUAGUCUAUUGAUCUUAAUGAGGAUUCAGUGAUUAGUUGAGUAAUCUCCUUCAGUUGAAAAUAAAUCGUUAUAACUUGGAUCUGUUUAUGAGUUUGGGCAGAAUGGCAUUAGAUCUACCAGAAGGUGGUGAAUUUUUUUCCCCCUAUUUUAGUCAAUUACACUGAGCUUCAGGCUUUCAUUUUAGGAAGACAAAAGAAAUAAUGAAGAAUAAAGACCCUAGAUCAGAAGCAUAUAUUGAUAGAAGCUCUAAAAUUGUUCCAGCAACUUUAAUGCUCAUUGUCCUAUGUGGGUUUUCUUUCUAUCUAGGAGGCAUCUAUUGCUCUGAAAAGAACAGAUACUUUAACAUGGAUGUUGUGCCAGCUAUUCAAUUGCGCAAUAAAUCUUCUGCCACUUCUCUUCAAAUUGACUCACUUGAGUUUCCUGAGUGUGGUAUUGACUAUCAAGAUUACACACCAUGCACGGACCCCAAGAGAUGGAGGAAGUAUGGUAAUUACAGGCUUAGUUUCAUGGAGCGCCAUUGCCCACCAAUGGCUGAGAGAAAAGAAUGCUUAGUGUCUCCACCUCUUGGGUAUAAAGUGCCAGUGCGAUGGCCAAAGAGCAGAGAUCAAUGUUGGUAUAGAAAUGUGCCUUAUGAUUGGAUCAACAAUGAGAAAUCAAAUCAACACUGGCUCAGGAAAGAUGGAGAAAAGUUCAUUUUUCCAGGUGGAGGUACUAUGUUUCCCAAUGGAGUUGGUGCUUAUGUUGAAUUGAUGCAAGAUCUUAUUCCUGAAAUGAAAAAUGGAAUUAUCCGAACUGCUAUUGAUACUGGGUGUGGGGUUGCAAGCUGGGGAGGUGAUUUGUUAGACCGUGGAAUAUUAACUGUUUCUUUGGCACCCAGAGAUAAUCAUGAGGCUCAAAUACAGUUUGCUCUUGAACGUGGGAUUCCAGCCAUUUUGGGCAUCAUUUCGACUCAACGCCUUCCAUUCCCAUCCAAUUCAUUUGAUAUUGCACAUUGUUCCCGAUGUCUUAUUCCAUGGACAGAAUUUGAUGGAAUUUAUCUAUUAGAGAUACACAGAAUACUUCGACCUGGUGGCUUCUGGGUUCUCUCUGGGCCACCUGUAAACUUUGAAAAUAGGUGGCGUGGAUGGAAUACAACUGCAGAAGAGCAGAAAGUGAACUUUGAUAGGUUAAAGAAAUUGUUAACGAGCAUGUGCUUCAAACUCUACAACAUUAAGAAUGACAUUGCAGUGUGGCAGAAAUCUGCUGACAGCAGUUGCUAUGAUGAACUUAGUGCAUCUGCUUAUCCACCUAAGUGCGAUGAUAGCAUGGACCCAGAUUCAGCAUGGUACAUUCCACUCCGAACUUGCUUAAAUGUUCCAAAUCAAAAGUUCAAGAAAUUGGCUAUAAAAUCUAUGCCAAGGUGGCCCCAAAGGCUGCAUACAGCUCCAGAACGCCUUGGCAUGGUACCAGGAGGGAAUUCUGAGGGAUUCAAGCAUGAUGAAAGCAAGUGGAAGGCCAGGGUAAAACACUACAAGACAUUGCUUUCAGCUCUUGGAACUGAUAAAAUCCGAAAUGUUAUGGAUAUGAAUACAUUGUAUGGAAGCUUUGCAGCAGCACUCAUUGACGAUCCUGUAUGGGUAAUGAAUGUUGUCUCCUCUUAUGGUCCAAAUUCCCUGAGUGUGGUAUAUGACAGAGGACUAAUUGGAACCUAUCAUGACUGGUGUGAGUCGUUUUCAACAUAUCCUCGAACAUAUGACCUCCUUCAUUUAGAUGGGCUAUUUACUGCUGAAAGUCACCGGUGUGAAGUGAAAUAUGUGAUCCUUGAGAUGGAUCGUAUUCUGCGUCCAAAUGGGUAUGUUAUAAUCCACGAACCAACCCACUUUGUAGAUGUUGUCUCAACCAUCGCCAAAGGGACGCGAUGGGAUUGUGAAAAACAUGACACAGCAUACAACACAUCGAAAGAGAAGCUGCUGAUAUGUCAGAAAAAACUAUGGCAUGCAAAGGGAAGUCAGCUUUGAGCCACUAGUGAAGAAAGGUGAUCAUAUUCUACUGCAGAAAAAUAUAUAGUGGGAGUGCAGGUUUUUUUGUCAAAAGGCUCGUCGUAUUUGAUAUUUGGUUUUAAGUAUCCAUAGAAGAAUAAUAGAAAUAAGUUGUUGAACAUCUGAUAAAAAGGGGACCACAUAUUCUUUUUACAAGGGUUUUAAUUUGGUUUUCGAGAGAUUUGAAAAAGAGCAUUUAUGUUGUGCAUAUCUGAUAAAAGCCGUUGAUUUGGAAUGGGAUAGGAAGAAACGCUACUAUAAAAGGCGUAUUUUAGUUACAGUUUACAAUAUUAAGGUGUAUGUGGACUUGCUAGAGUGGCAAUUUGUUUUAAAAUUGUAUGUUGUGGUUGUUACUGAAA
This is a messenger RNA of Zingiber officinale, 2751 nucleotides long. Its product is annotated as probable methyltransferase PMT21. The transcript has 8 exons. Lineage: Eukaryota; Viridiplantae; Streptophyta; Magnoliopsida; Zingiberales; Zingiberaceae. The coding region runs from base 575 to 2371 and encodes 598 amino acids. Gene Ontology annotation, molecular function: methyltransferase activity. Gene Ontology annotation, cellular component: endosome; trans-Golgi network; cytoplasm. The record is from RefSeq and is a predicted model, not a curated record.